UGGUAGCGGCAAGUCUGUGUUUGAUCGCCAGAGACGGCUACAUGGAUUCAUUCUUGGGACGAACACUCACUCUUUGUGGAGUGAUCAAUUUCCCAUUGCUGAGCUCUCAGAUAGGGUUUCCCAAGUGAUAUGCUCAUGACUCGCCGUAUUGGUAUGGAGGGCAUGGAAAAAUUUAUUCAGAUCGUUGCCUCGCGUCUUAUGUGUGUCAGCCGCACUACGGAAUUGGUUGGGGCCGAGCAUCAGGUUACUGUGGGGAGGGUUGCUGAAUUAGAGAAGCUAUUGAAGGAAAAGGAUGUUGCUAUGGAGAAAGUUCUGAAGGAGAAGGAUGAUGUGAUAACGAAGAUGAAGUUGUCUGAAGACGAGGUUACCCGUCUCAGAAACCAGAUCCGACUCCUGCAGUCUGAGAUUAAGGAUAGUGAUUUGGCUAAAGGGCAGUUGACUUCCCGAGUUCAUGAAUUAGAAGAGUUGGGCAUAGAAAUGUUUGCUUCUGGUUUUGACCGGGCCGUUAGUCAGAUUGUGGCCUUGGCACCUGAGUUUGAUUGUUCUCGGCUAGACGUGACAAAAGUCGUAAUUGAUGGGAAGUUGGUGGUGGACGGUACGGUGGAGGAUCAUGACGAGAACGUCCCUCCUACCUGAUAUGCUUGUCUUUUUAGACAUGUUUUGUUUUUUGUUUGUAAUGCUAACUUUUGUUUUACCGAGCUAUAGUCGGUUUGAUCCUUUUGUGAACACUUGGUGCUGUUUUUACUUAAGUUAUGCGUUGA
Molecule: messenger RNA, 761 nt
Organism: Arachis ipaensis
Lineage: Eukaryota; Viridiplantae; Streptophyta; Magnoliopsida; Fabales; Fabaceae
Source: RefSeq, a predicted model, not a curated record